UUAUAUUAGUAAUUCUUACUUUUCUAGAUUUGCAUCUACUGUGAAAAUCUGAUGAAGACGACAAGAUGUCUUACCAGCUGACUGAUCGACACAACAGGCAGGAAGACAUAAAAAAAGGACUUGAAUUUAUUCAGUCUUCAUUGUCAUUUGGCACCCAAAAAGAGUAUGAGACUUUUGUGCAAAAACUGAUAAGAAACCUUUUCAAUGAGGGCAAUGACUUGUAUAAAGAAGGAUUCAAGAAUGAUUCCAUAAACCAGUACUCUGAAGCACUUAACCUUGCUAAUUAUGCCACGUCUGAGGAGAUUUUGAUCACCAGCGAGAUACUGGAGAGGUUGCACGUGAACCGUGCUGCAUGUUACUUGGCCAUGGGUUUUCAGGAGGAAGCUUUAAGAGAUUGUGAAGAUGCGUUGUAUAUAAAUGACACAAAUCUCAGAACACUGUACUGCAAGUCUAAAGCCCUGUUUAUACUGGAGAAAUACAAAGAAGCGUAUGAGGCUGUAGCCAAGUGCUCCCUUAUUGCGCCAAAGGAUGAAAGUGUGGUAAAGUUAACUCAAGAACUAGCUAUGAAACUUGGACUGAAAAUUAGAAAAGCAUAUGUCAGGGCUCAGCCUGGUUCACAAGGUACUCACAUGGAUACAACAGAGAAGGCGACAGAUUGUGUUGCAGAUGAACUAGAACCUGAUUUGCCUGAAGUUGAUGACUGUGAAUCCCCUCUUCCAUCCUUCUCCUCUCUCAAUAUUAAUAGUGAACUAUUAAGAGAACCAUCUCCCAUUCCAGUGUCGUCGGUCUCCCCAAGCAUGCUCCCUGUAGCUGUACCUGAAGUGGGACUUUUUCCCUCAGCCCUUGCUAGCUGUGAGACAUCAUCUCUGUUUCCAGUGUCAAAUUUACCUGAUGAAAUAAUUGGAGAUGAACUGGAUCGCAUCCUUGAUUCCGUGCCAAAAUCUAGCAGUCUAUUGCCUCUGCUUAAUAGUGAUUCCUCCCCCCGCCCCAAUAUGCCCUCACUCACUGUGUCUGGUGUUCGAACAGGAAGAGGAGCGCGGAAAAGGGAGGUCCCCUCCUCCAUCCAGACCGCGACCAUCCGCAAGCAGGUUCAGUCGACCAGCAAGGUUUCAUGUGCACUGGAGAAUGUAAAUGAUUCAGGAUACUUUUUCCAAACUGAGAGUUCUGUAGAUGUUUCAGGACCUCAUACAAAAGCAUCUUUGUCGAAAAGCUUUGUUAAUGGAGCGCCAAUGUCCAGUGCGAGCCUUCUGGAAACAGUGAACCCCUUAGAAGAUACACAUGAAUUCAGGCAAGCCUGUCAGCUGUGUUUCACCAAAGCAGGAUCAAAACUUCAAAGCUACAAUUACCAACCCAAACUGGAACAUAAAUGCAAGAAGGACAUUUUUAUUGGGCAGAUUAAAAACUCUGCAGAUGAGUCGUGGAAAAAAAUAAGACCAAGACCAACAAAGAAUCAGUAUGCGGGUCAAUACUAUAUUUGUAAAGAUGUUGCCCAAGGCAUGGAGUGCACAUACUCAGGAAACUGCACGUUUGCAUACUGCCAAGAAGAAAUUGAUGUGUGGACUUUAGAGAGGAAAGGAACAUUCUGUAGGGAGACUCUCUUUGGAGGCAGCAAAAAAGUGAAUCUGACAAUCCCUAAUCUACUGCAGGAGUACUCAGGGAAUUUUGUCUUUCUUUGUGAGAAAUGUUUUGACCACAAACCCAGAAUGAUUAGCCAGCAAAGUAAGGAAAAUCCAUUUACCUGCUCACAUCCUGUAUCCAAGCACAGUUUUAAAGAAAAUAAAUGCCUUGUUCACAUGUUCAAAGAUGCAAUUGUAAAGUAUUGCAAGAUCCGCCCUUUCAACAGUCAGGUUGUGCUUGAUCUUUGUCGCCAUGAGGUACGCUAUGGAUGUUUAAGAGAAGAUGAGUGCUUCUAUGCUCACAGCUUGGUGGAGCUCAGGGUCUGGGUCAUACAGAACGAGACAGGGAUUACAUUUGAUGAAGUUGUGCUGAAAUCUCAGCAAUUUUGGGCACAUGAGUCCAGUGCACUUAAGCCUCAGCUUUUGAACGUGCAGAAUAAUCCUGAGCUUCCAAAUUUGAACAUUAAGUUUGUGUGUGGACAGUGCUGGAGAAACGGACAAAUCAUUGAAGCAGACAAAAACAGAAAGUAUUGUAGUGCAAAGGCAAGACAUUCAUGGGUAAAUGAUCGUCAGGUUGUGUUAGCGAUGUCCAAUGAACGGAGUGGUGGAAGGCCUUCAAAGAAGUGGAUAUCUAUCAGACCAUGUCCUACAAGAAAGCCAUUGCCAGUUCAAUUUGAGCUGUGUCAUCAUAUAGUGACUGGCAAAAAAUGCCAGUUUAUAGGAAAUUGUGCCUUUGCUCACAGCCAAGAGGAGAAAGAAAUAUGGACAUAUAUGAAGGACGUAGGCGUUCAAGACAUGGAAAAACUGUAUGAGAGACUGAACAGUAAAAAGACUGACAGAGGAAAUGAAAUGUCCAGUCAAGCCAAUAAACAAAUUCACCUGCCCACUGACUAUGCAGAAACCACGGUUGAUUUUCAUUGCUGGCUUUGCGGAAAGAACUGCAAUAGUGAGCGUCAGUGGAAAAUGCACAUCUCAUCAGAAAAACAUAAAGAUAGGGUAUUCCACUCUGAGGAUGACCAGCACAUCUGGCAGCACCGCUUCCCUAAUGGAGUUUUCAGCGUCUGUAAAAGGUUCUUAUCUGGCGCCUGUCCAGAUGGAGAAAAAUGCAGAUUUGCCCAUGGAAAUGCUGAACUUCAAGAGUGGGAAGAAAGAAGUAAAGUUCUAAGACAAAAACUUGAUAAAGCACGCAAAGAUCAGCUGAUUAGUGCAGAUGAUAAUGACUUUAGAGAAUAUAGUUUUUUGAUUAAUGCUUUCAAUUAAACAGCCGAUUACUCUGAGAAUGAAAUGCUACAUUGAUACAAAUACAAUACAAUUUGAAAAAAGCUCCUAAAAUUGUUAAAACAGCAAUUAUUGUGCCUCUUGAUGCUCUGAGACCUUAUGCAGAACUGUGCGUGUUUCAAUGAGUCAGUAUCUUGUACCGAGAGGAUCACAGUUAUUUUGACAUAAAAAAUGGAGCAAAGGAGCAUUAUAGAAAGGUGCCUUGAGUGAGCUUAGCAGAAAGAUUACUUGGUAUAGUGGAUUUUAAUAUUAAAAAUCUAAUCUGUCUCUAAUAAAAUUUAAGGGGAGUGGUUGUAUUUUAAUUUUUCUUUCCUGGAAGGUUUUUGAUCACCUAAUCAUAUACUUGCUCUACCAAUAGCCAAUAUCAGUUACAGCAGUUGUCCACCAACAUUGAAAUACUAAUUUUAUUUACUUAAGACAAGUUUGCUGUAA
Molecule: messenger RNA, 3326 nt
Organism: Nanorana parkeri
Lineage: Eukaryota; Metazoa; Chordata; Amphibia; Anura; Dicroglossidae
Gene: ZC3H7A
Product: zinc finger CCCH-type containing 7A
Exons: 22
Coding region: 66-2876 (936 amino acids)
Biological process (GO): miRNA processing
Molecular function (GO): metal ion binding; protein binding; miRNA binding
Source: RefSeq, a predicted model, not a curated record